Molecule: messenger RNA, 3582 nt
Organism: Psylliodes chrysocephalus
Lineage: Eukaryota; Metazoa; Arthropoda; Insecta; Coleoptera; Chrysomelidae
Source: the annotation of a GenBank genome assembly
AUGCAUAUAAAACAGAUUAUCAUUCAAGGCUUUAGAAGCUAUAAAGACCGUACUGUAAUAGAACCAUUAGAUAAAAGACACAAUGUAUUCGUGGGUCGCAAUGGCUCUGGAAAGAGCAACUUCUUUUCUGCUAUUCAAUUUGUAAUAAGCGAUGAAUAUGCUCACCUCAAACUCGAUCACAGGCGGUCUCUUCUGCAUCAAAGUUCAGAGCCGAUCCUCCAAGCAUUUGUAGAAAUAAUAUUCGACAAUUCUGAUUCAUGGGUUCCAAUUGAAUAUAAUGAAAUCCGCUUGAGACGCGCUAUUGGGAUAAAAAAGGAUCAUUAUUACCUCAAUGGGAAGACCGUUCUCAGAUCUGAGGUACUGAAUUUGUUGGAAUCUGCAGGUUUAUCCAGUUCGAAUACGUAUUAUAUCGUAAAACAAGGAACGAUCAAUCAGCUAGCCACAGCUCAAGAUUCGUACAGAUUAAAGGUGCUUCAAGAAGUAGCAGGGACGAAAGUAUUCGACGAACGAAAAAACGAAUCGAGUUCGAUUAUACGAGAGAACGCAUUAAAAUUACAAAAAAUCGACGAAUAUUUUAACACUCUAGAGGAACGUUUGCAAACGUUGAAGGAUGAGAUGGAAGAACUAACAAAAUAUCAGAACUUCGAUAAAACGCGCAGAGCUUUGGAAUUCGUUCUACACGAAAUUCAAUACAAUGAAAAUAAGGCAAAACUAACUGAGUUAGAAACGAAAAUACUUGACGCUUCCAAUCAACAAGAAAAACUAGCCAGCGACUUACAAAUCGCGCACGACACCAUCAAGGCUUUAUUCAAGAAAUCGAAGAAUACCAAAAAGGAUUUGGCGUUAUUGGAAGAAGAAAAAACUAUUUUAGACCACAAUAAUGACGACUUGAUCAAGAGAAAGUUUCAACUAGAAUUGACUAUCAAAGAUUUGAUAGAGAGAAAUACAUUCAACCAGUCGACAGAGGAUGAAUUGGAGCGCCUUGAUCAGACCAUAAAGGAGAAAGAAACGGAAUUAGAAAAGGUAAAGCCGCAAUACGACAACAUCAAACGACAAGAGGAACAAUACACCCGAGAGCUGACGCUAAAAGAACACAGAAGAAAUGAACUAUACACCAAAUUAGGUCGAUGCAACAUGUUUAACACCAAAGAGGAGAGAAACGAAUGGAUUAAUAACGAAUUGCAAUCUUUGAAUCAACAGUUAAAAGAGAAGGAACGUUGUCACGAUAAAUUGUACGCGGAUUCGAAGAAAGAUCAAGAGAAAAUCGUCGCGUUGACCAAAAAGAUUGAUUCGCAUUCGAAGGAAUCGGAGAAGUUUAAGAAAAAUAUCGCUCAAUGUUAUGAGCGCGUUAUCGAGUUGCAGAAGAAAAGGGAUCAGAAUCAAUAUAACAGAAACAAACUGUGGACAAAAGAAAACGAACUUGAACAAAAAAUUUCCUCCUUGAAAUACGACAUGUUGAAAAUCGAUCAAAAACUGCGGGCCGUUACAGGAAAACAAAUUCAGAAUGGUUGCGACAGCGUUAGAAAAGUCUUGGACAGUUUCAAAUCGAGAGGAGGCGACGAAGCGAAAAUCGCCGAACAGUACUACGGCACGAUCAUCGAUAAUUUGACUUACAGAGACGAUACCUCCUUGGCCGUCGAUGUGACGGCUGGCAGCAGGUUGUUUAAUCACAUAGUAGAAAACGAGAACAUCGCGACGGCCAUAUUGAAAGAAAUGAACAAGCAGAAGUUGCCGGGCGAGAUCAAUUUCAUGCCGUUGAAUCGAAUGGAUGUGCCGACUGUAAAGUACCCGAGGGAAAAGACAGCAGUACCGAUGGUAUCGAAACUGACCUACGAUAGUAAAUAUGAUAAAGCUAUGCAAUUUAUAUUUGGCAGAACCCUAAUUUGUGCCAAUAUGGACGUCGCCAGCAGACUAUCCCGCAGCUCAGGUCUCGAUUGCAUUACCCUCGAAGGAGAUAAAUUCUCUUCGAAAGGUGUUAUGAGUGGUGGCUACUUCAAUCCUUCCAAAAGUAGACUGCACACGUUCAAAACGCACACCGAACUUACCAAACAGCUAAAACAGUACGAGCAGGAACUACUAUCCUUGAACAAGGAAUUGGACCAAAUCGGAACCGUCAUCAAUGAUACUGUUUCUGACAUGCAAAAAAACGAAACGGAUAAAUGCAAAUUAAAGGGUUCCUACGAUAAGAUCAACGCUGAGCUUCGCUUAUAUCGUGAAAAACUUUCCAACAUUGAGCGUUUUCGCGAAUCCAACGAGCAAGCUUUGAAUCAAUGCAAGAUCAGUGUGGAGGCCCUGCGAAGAACCAAAGAGUCUUUGGAAUCGGAGCUGGAUCAGGAAUUGCUGUCGCAGUUGCCCGUUCGCGAUCGAGAGGAAAUUAAAGCUCUGGACGACGACGUGCAAAAGUUGAAGAAGGAUAACAGCGAGGUGGUCAAUAUUCGCGUGAAAUUAGAGACUCUGAAGGAUCAGUUGGAGAAUUUGCUUACAAACAAUUUAAAACGACGUAGAGAAGCCCUUUUAAAGACUCUCGAUGAAAUAUCUCUACAACAACGUCAAAUCGUCAAUAAAAAUGCCGAAUUAAAAGAAAUUGACGACAAAAUCAAACAAAAUAAUAAAAAAAUAGAGAGCUUUGGUAACAAAAUCGAGGAAUUCGUCGAAAAAACGGCACUCGAACGAAAAGAGUUGGAAGAACGAACGAAGAAAAUGAACAUUUUACAAUAUAAAAUCAACGAAGUGACUGAACUGUUGGAAAAGUUCGCGAUGCGACGAUAUAUGCUGGAACAGAAAAUUUCCAAAACCGAAAAGGACAUUGAGCAAUUGGGAACUUUGCCCAGAGAAAAUUUGUAUUCUAAAUAUGCCCAAAUGCCUUCUAAAGAUUUAUUUCUCGAACUGAAAAAGACGAACAAAAAAUUGAAAGAGUUCAGCCACGUCAACAAAAAGGCGAACGAUCAUUACUUGAGCGAAUUGGAGAUAAAGAAAAAGCUGCUAUGUGAGAAAUUAGAUUUGGUCAAAAGUGAGGAAAAACUCAACGAACUGAUAUCCGUGAUAGAUCAGAAUAAAACGGACGCCAUCCUUUUCACUUUCAAACAGAUCUCUAAGUACUUCAAGGUCAUAUUCAAACAAUUGGUACCGACCGGUAGGGCCAGUAUCGUCAUGCAAGUGAAAAAUCCCGCUGAAGAUGAGUCCGAUACGAGCGACGAUAAUUUCACCGGAAUCGGCAUAAAAGCUUCAUUUAUAGAUGCCGAAGUCGAAACGAAAGAUAUCAAUAAAUUGUCAGGCGGGCAGAAAUCUUUGUUGGCCCUGGCUUUGAUUUUUGCCAUACAUAAAUGCGAUCCUGCGCCUUUCUAUUUGUUCGACGAAAUCGAUCAGACUUUGGAUUCUUCUUAUAGAAGAGCCGUGGCUAAUAUGAUUCACGAAUUGUCAAAUCAAGCGCAGUUCAUAACGACCACCUUCAGUCCAGAAUUUCUGGAACACGCCAAUAAAUUCUAUGGAGUAAUGACCAGGGAUAAAGUUAGUUAUAUAGGGUGCGUGACCAAGGAGGCCGCGCUGAACUUCAUUGAAGGCAGUCCGGAGGGACAGGAUUAA